Molecule: messenger RNA, 5635 nt
Organism: Amorphotheca resinae ATCC 22711
Lineage: Eukaryota; Fungi; Ascomycota; Leotiomycetes; Helotiales; Amorphothecaceae
Exons: 4
Coding region: 234-5555 (1773 amino acids)
Source: RefSeq, a predicted model, not a curated record
CUGCCAUAAUACCUAGACUCGUUCCCUCCUACCUACCGAGUAAUAGCCUAAUAGGCGAUAUUCACAGCCUCGUCAGCCUCGACUGUGCCUUAGGUCUUCCAAGGUCCAAUCAUUCUCAUACGCAGUCCUCGGCCAUCCCUACCUCGACAUAUCGAGAUUCCAUAGCUUCUUGAAAGCAUCGAGGAGUCGGGGUAGACUGGGUAAGACGGUGACGACACAGUGGCCCCGAGGGCAUGGACUUCACAAAGCUCAGAGCCGCAGCUCUGCGGGACGGAGACGACGAGGAGGCCGUCACGGUCAACACCCGCGCCCUCAUAGACAAAGUCCUCGCCAGAUAUUCAGGAGAAUGGACAACACUGCGAGAACUGCUGCAGAAUGCUGCCGAUGCCCAAGCGACGACCGUCACGAUCAAGUUCGAGACUCUUCCCUCAGCCUCGGUCCCCCUCUCGAACACGACAAAUCAGUCGGAAGUCCUGAAACAUGUUCUUCUGCACCAUACACUGAGGAGAUUGUUGGUAUCAAAUGAUGGACUGCCGUUUGGGGUCAACGACUGGGCGAGGUUGAAGAGGAUAGCGGAGGGAAAUCCGGACGAGACAAAGAUAGGGGCUUUUGGUGUAGGGUUCUACAGUGUGUUUGCAGACUGCGAAGAGCCUUUUGUUAGCUCGGGAGAUCAAGCUAUGGCCUUUUACUGGAAGGGCAAUUCGCUCUUUACCAGAAAGCUACAGAUACCUGCAGAGGAGGCCAACCCCAAUACAAGUUUCGUCCUUGAUUACAGAAACACGACUACCCCAAUGCCGAAUCUCCUGUCAAUCUCACAAUUCCUGGCGACGAGUUUAACUUUUGUAGCAUUGCAGAACAUUGAACUCUGGGUAGACGAUUGGAAGAUUAUAUCGCUCCAAAAGAAAGCCGCUCCCAGUGUCGAGGUCCCUAUCGCCCGAGAUGUUGAAACGAAGACAAAGGAAGGGUUGAUGCAGGUUAGGAGUAUGGAUCGCGAGAGUGUGCAGAUGGACGCGACUUUUAUGAACGUUGUCGGCUGGAAACCUUCACUCACAGUUCCAAAACCAGGAACCUAUGACAGUGGCUACGGGAGCAAUUCUACUGAUGUGCCAUCUUUGAGAUCGUUCUUUUCGAGACUCACUUCAAGUUCUAGUCAUACACAACUGAAGACUAAAGCAAUGCGGGAAGCGCAGGCUUUACAGGAGGUGGUUCUCGAAGAUCUGACAGCCUUGACGACUGCACAUGUUUUCUUACGGGUCACAACUGCAGUGGUCAGAACAUCCGUCUCUGCAUCAUUCGCCUCUGAACUAGAACGCGCUACAAAGAAGCCCCCUCCGAAGACCACAAAGCUCGCGAUUCUCACGUCUUCAUAUGAUGAGACAGCAGCCUCUGCCAAAGAGAGUGCUGUGUCCAAGGCCGUAGAUAUUUUCAGUUCGGUUCUUCCAAGCAAGAAGCCAGGAGGUCGUAUCUUUAUUGGCUUUCCCACGCAUCAGACCACUGGAGCAGGCAUGCACCUCUCGGCCCCAUCAGUCAUUCCCACGGUUGAACGAGAGUCCAUCGACCUGAAUGCUAGAUGGGUCAGGACUUGGAACAUUGAGAUGCUCCGAGUUGCGGGCAUUAUGGCUAGAUUGGCGUUUGCAAAUGAGAUGGCAGACCUCUCUGAAAAAGUCAAGCGUGCCGCAGAACUGGCUGGCCAUGGAACCAAGGUCAAGAAGGAACAAAUUGCAGAAUUCAUGCCCGAAGCAUUACACAUACUCAGGACAUUUACGUUUGGAGAUUCUACCCCCAGCUCGCAAGUGUCGCAUAUCAUCGAGGAAGCUUUCUGGACGGCUUAUAAAAAACCCUUCAUAGAAGUCUACAGUACCCGAGGCGUGCUCCCAACCACCAAUGUCCGGCUCGCCAAGGAAGAUCUAAGCGGUUUCGUCGAAGGAAUUCCCGUGGUGCCGGAGGCCCUGGUGGAAGAGGGAUUCGUGAAUAAACUCAAGGAGUUUGGGUUGAUUACGGACAUUACAAUAAGCGAUGUCAAGCAGGAGUUGGAAGCGAAGGCUUUGAAUAAGAGUCAACUCAUCCAGUUCAUUGGUUGGGCCGGCCGAAAAGCAAUCACUGGAGAUAUUGAUGGACCGACAAUAAACUCCUUGAUGGAGGUUGCCGUUGCGACAGUGGGCGAAGAGGACCAGGGUGGUGUCAUUGCUCUGGGAAGCAUAAAGAAUUACCUGAACGUCAAUAAGAUACCGGCAGAAGUACCAACUCCACCGAGCACGAUACCUUUCCAAUUUACUCGUCAGUCAUCGAGUAACGAGCUCCAAGCUUUGGGAUGGGAGCCUCUCGAAAUCGUUCCUUGGCUCCGUUUCUUGAUAGAAACGAAUAAUACUAGAGAUGCCUCUCAGAGUCUUACUGCCUCCGUCCGGUUCGCUGCCCAAAUCCUUGCUAUCCUAUCCAAGUCAUGGGAUACUUUAAGUCAAAGCUCGAAAACGACAGUUGUGGAGUUACUGCGAUAUAUCACCGUGGUUCCCACCACGUCCGGUAUGAAGCAGCCGGGAGAUGCCUUCUUCCCUAGCGUCAAGCUCUUCGACGACCUUCCAACCGUUACUUCAUGCCCCGGUGUGAAGGAGAAAUUUCUCGCGGCUAUCGGAGUCCGAAAGACGGUUGAUCUUGAAACCAUUUUCAGUCGUCUGCUCACUCCCGCCCCAGAUGCCAAGGAAGGUGAGAUUUCAACUAAUAAACGUCACAUGGAGGUGAUAAAAUACCUGGCAUCUGUUAAAGAUGACAUCCCAGCCGAAGACUUGAAAAAAUUGAAGAAUUCACGGAUCUGUCCUGCUGAAGCCGGUCCAAGAGGUCAAGAAAAUACGCUUGCAACUGCUAAACUAUACAGAGUUUCUGAGCUCUUCGAGCCUAAAGAGACUCUCCGCAACCUCCGGCUGCCUCUUCUCCAUUGGCCUGGCCAACUCAACAACUAUCGACCUGGGUCUGUGGAAGGCCGCUUUUUGACUAUGCUCGGUCUCAGAGCAUAUCCCUCUGUUCCAGAGUUGAUUGAUAUGAUGGCAUCGGGUGAAGUAGAACUGAGAAAUAGGGCCAUGGUAUACUUCAUUGCGAAUCAUAAUAUCAAUCAUUAUGAUGCUUUUGAUGUCUUUUCCACAACUAAACCAUUCCUGCCGUUACAAGGGGAUGGGAGUCGCUUAGUUUCGCCCGCCGAGUGCUUCACGAACGAGAAAUGUGCUGUCCUUGGGUUCAAUAUCCUGAAGAGAGAGCUACACAACCAUGCUAGUAAAUUCGGCGUUGCCGUCGAUCCACCUAUUACCGAAUGUGUCAACAGACUCAUCGCGAAACCACCUCAAUCUACGCGAGAAGCAUCAAUACUCUUCGGGUAUUUUUCCGGUCGACUCGGUGAAAUUGGACAGAACAACGUGUCUAAGCUUGCCGAUGCUCGCAUCGUACCUGUUAUAUCUCAACGAACGACUGAAAAUGGGUUCGUGGAUGAGAAGGGCAAAGGUCUUGGAGCUGUGAAACACAUAACUCCCAGACAAAGUUACCUGGGGAGCUCAACUCUAUAUAAUGAGAUCUUUGACUUCGUGGAUUUCGGUAACGAAGCCAAUGCGUUCUUGCUGAAAUGUGGCUCUAAAUUCGAACCGACCAAACUGGAGCUCGCAGCCUUUGCAUGCAACGAACCGGCUCGUCUGCUGGGCAUUCUGCAAAGUCCCGAGAAAUAUCUGGCUAUGCUGAGGAGCUUAGCGGAUGAAGUUGCUACGUUGAAGAGAGAUAAGGUCCUCUGGAAACGGAUGAAGGCCUCGAAAUUUCUUCUAGGGUCGAUUGAGAUUGCUGGAAAUACCGAGAGUCGGAAAUCAGUAAAUGAAGAGUCUAGCAACAGGGAGAAGUCGGAAAAGUUUUCAGUGUCCCACGAAGAGUUCAUGGCUGAUGAUGACCUCGAAGAGGCGCCCAUCAAGCAAUACCAGUUAGCUAUGCCAAGUCAGAUUGUGAUUGUUGAUGAUUAUACAAGCUACCGAUUGUUCAAAGGUUCUCUCGUGUGUGCGCCGAUGGAGGACAAGUUAGAAGACUUCUAUAUUGCACUUGGGUCAUCUCCACUUGGAAGCCUUGUUCAAGAGGAUCUUCGACUCGGCUCACCAAGCGAGAAGCAAACGUCAGCUGUGAAACUCCGCCAACACGUUCUCGAGCGAUCAAAGCUAUUCCUUCACGAGUCUGCUCGAGAUAACAUAAAGCAUGACAGUCGCUGGUUGGAUAAGAACCUUUCGGUGCAGAACGUCAGCUCUAUAUCUCUACGCCGUUCUCUUACCGGUCAUUCUCUGUCGCAUACAGAAAAACGAUCAGCAGCAAUUUCGAGUGAACGGCACAAGGGCUGGACACUCUACAUUACCGUUGGAAAUUAUGAUACCUAUCAGAUCAGCCAAGCGGUCUGUAAGUUACUGCUUGAGCGUCCAACUCAGCAAUCAUACCUCACCUUCGAGACCUUCCUCAAUCUCAACCUGUUGCAAUUGCGCUCCCGUGGAUACAAUGUAGAACGUAUUCUACGAGCUAAAGCAGCAGAGCAACGAAUAGCAGAGGAAGAGCGUAAAAAGCAACUUGCAGCUGAGCAGGCACAGAUCAAAGAGCAAGAAGAGGAGUGGAAACGGCAAGCCUUGGUUGAAAGUGCUCCUGCUCGUGAGGAUCGUGAACAAUCUCCGCAGCCAAAAAUGCCUGGUUCCUUCGGGUCAGACUCUCCUCCAGAGGAUAGGAGACGUACCAGAGGUUUGUUUUCUGGUCUGACUCGCCGACUUGGCAUUAAUAGCAGUGGCGAAGUUCAACAACAACUUCAGAGCUUCCUUGGCGGUGACCAUCCGGACUCCACACCACCACCCACCUAUGACGAAGCAAACGCGAACAAUGGUGCUGUUACUAAGUCUGCUGGUGGCAAGGCAGGUGGUGGCACGGAACAAGUUUCCUCUCCUGCAGCUGUACAACAAAAUCUCCUAAACGCAAUCCAAAGCUCUCGUGCCUACGACUCCUCAACCCUUUUCUCACCUCCAACUACGCAGCAAAUCAAAGAACAGGCCUCAUACUGUGAUUCCACGCCUGAAUCGAACAUCACUUUCCUCGCGGACUCCGCAAAUGGGAUGCGCAUCUUCGUCUCCAAGACUCUCUCCUCGACCACCGACUUCUUGACCCAAAACUCCUCCGCUUUAAACGCCUUUGCUUCCCUCAUAUACGAAGUAGCGGACGUGUAUACCUUACCGAGGAAAGCACUGCAUAUCUUCUACGACGAGAGUGGCGGCACAAUUGCAUUCAAUUCCAACGGGAGCAUAUUCUGCAACUUCAGAUUCUACGCACAAUUGCAUCAGAGGAGGAUUGGAGUGGGAGAAGGCAAGGUCGAGGCGAUUUCGUACUGGUGGGUUGUGAUAGCACACGAAUUAGCUCAUAAUCUGGUCAAGGCGCAUAGCGCCGACCAUAGCUUCUAUACCGAGAUGCUCGUCUCCAACUACUUCCCCAAGAUGAUGGCGAAAGCAACCUCGUACAUGACCGCAGCGCCCGCGAGGCGACAGGUCGAAGAUGUCAGUUUGUUGGACUAGGAUUGUUGCUUCUUGUGCUGGCUUGUUCUGCAUAGCUUGCGUUCGGGGUUGGAGUUGUGUUUGUAUGCAUUAGAUGGGAG